GAGCAGCACACUGCUAGCUGGCUCUUCUCUCUUUCCGUCCGCUUCUCGCCCCGCAGGCUAAUUCACGAGGAUGAUGGUCGUCUCAAGGCCUGGCCUGAUACUGCUCUCCACUGCUCUCUGUGCACUGCUAGCACCCUCUCUCUGUGCACAGAAAAUCCCUCCCUGUGAAAGUGACAUCUGGGGCAUUGCAUACGAGGCUAAUGCGGAGGAGGGACACGCAGAGCUAGUAAUCAUAGUUCCUGGUGCCUCUGACGAGAUUGAAUCGGUCAGUUCAAUCCUCACCUGCACUGAUCUGGAGGUAAAUGGUACGGGGAAGUCGGUGGUCCAAGUGGAUGAGGGUGAGAAUACGACAGUGUUUCAGAUUUCAGUUCCCGAGCCCAAAGAUGUGAAAGAGUUUGAGGAACAGGGCGGCUGGAUGACUCAUCACUGCGUCCUUCAGCUCAGCUACCUCUCUGCAACCGAACCUGAUGUUAGUGCACAUGAGACUGAGUGUGAGGUGAAAUUGUUGACUGUCUUUGGCAGAAUUUUGCCAAGAUGCAGCCUCGAGAGA
This is a messenger RNA of Geodia barretti, 550 nucleotides long. The record is from the annotation of a GenBank genome assembly. NCBI's taxonomy places the organism in Eukaryota, Metazoa, Porifera, Demospongiae, Tetractinellida, Geodiidae.